AAGAGGCCGUGGAAAAUGACUCAGCAGUUGAGCUCCGAGUAUUUAAAGCUUCUCCCGGAGUUCGGCUAACGCAGACUAGUAGCGGCUGUUCGUGGAACGAAGCGGGUUAAUAUAUUGGGAAGGAAUCUUCUGGUUUCCCUGCUCUUCUUGUUGAUCCAACGGAGUGACACCACCUGCUUUGUCCUUCAGCUGGAAACCAGGGGAGAGUCGACUGGCAAAAGAACUUGCUCCGGGUAACAGACAACUCUCAAACAGCAGGAUCUGCUUUUUGGAUAAUGGAAUUCCCAGACUUGGGUAAACAUUGCUGUGAGAAGACUUGCAAGCAACUGGACUUCUUACCGCUGAAAUGCGAUGCCUGUGAGGAGGUCUUUUGUAAAGACCACAUCGCGUAUAGCCGGCACAGGUGUUCUUCUGCGUACAAGAAGGAUGUGCAGGUUCCAGUGUGUCCUCUCUGCAGCACUCCCAUCCCGAUAAAGAAGGGAGAGAUGGCUGAUGUUGUAGUCGGGGCCCACAUGGACAAAGGCUGCCAACGGGAUUCUGCCCCACAGAAGGAAAAGAUCUUCACAAACAAGUGUUCCAGAUCUGGCUGUAAAAAGAAAGAGAUGAUAAAGCUUGUUUGCGGCCAAUGUCUCCAGAACUUUUGCCUCCAACACCGGCACCCGCUGGAUCACAAAUGCCAAUGGCAAGGCCGGAGCAUCUCAAAAGCAGGAUGUGCAGCUCAGUUUAGGCUGCUGGAAUCCAGCCAGAAGUCCUUGAACUGUCAACUUCCGCACAACAGGUAAAUGGUGCAGACCAAAGAGCUGAUGUACAAACCGAAGCCAGAGCCACUUCAAUCUCUUGUAAAUACUUUGGUCUUAAAACUUGUGAAAUCUUUCUGCUUCUGUACUAAAUAUUUUGGAUUUUAAGCUCUAAUGAAACCAGCUUUUCCUUUGGAACUCCCUGCUGAGGGACCAGAAGGCCACUGAGUUUAACCCUGUAUGAUCCAGACUAGCAUACAGGAAGCAGUUCCUUGCCACAUUGCCAGGGGGCGGGGACACACUAAAGAAUAAACUCAGCAGGCUCAAGCAAGGGAGCCAAGUAUUUCUUUUUUCCUUCUUUCUCUAUCUUUUCACCCUUCCCUCCUGGCCAGACCAAAGUCAAAUCGAGCCAUAAAUACUAGCUGUGAACCUUGAUAAUGUUGUAGGAAAACUUUAAUGUUUGGAGUGACUGUCCCAUGAGCAGGGAAAGCGAUGGUCAAGUGAACUGGCAUCAGCCAUGGCUGUACUGAGAUGCAAUGCUGGAAAUGGCCACAUGAGGGCACAUAUCGGCUUCAACUUGAGUUGAUAAAAUAAGCUCCGCUCUUCGAUUUUUUUUUUUAAACCCGCCUGUUAAGUGUUGAACCGACAGACUGUUGGAAAACAUCGCAAUAGUUGUUGCUGCUAAAAAUGGAGGCCAAAUUAAGAACCAGAGGAGGAAGAAAGUGAUUAUAGAGCAUUGAUAGAAUGCCCCCUGUUGGCAUCCUUACACCUAAAUUUAGCCUAGGGACGAACUGAGAGCAGUGAUACCGAGCAUAGUUAUUUGAAACAAGAAUACAUUUAUAUAGCGGUGGAGCUUGCUGUUCAGUAAUAUGGAUGAUACUGAAUGUAAAGUACAAAAUAAUUCACUUUUUUAGAAACACAAGCCCAGGACUGAUUUGGGUAGAGUUCCCAAUUCCAACUUGGGGGAAAAUUCCUGGAGAUUCAGGGGUGGAGUUUAGGGAGGGGACCUCCGCAGGGAUGUGACGCUGCCCAGCCUGACCUCCAAAGCUUCUGUUUCCCCCAGGGGCACUGUUUUCUACAGGCUGGAGAGCAGCUGUAAUUGUGGGGAAACACUCCAGCCUCCCCCUAUAGGCUGGUAACCCUAGGUCACAGUACUGGACCGGUGGAGCCAUCAAAACAGGGGUUCUUACUACACAGAAUGGCCGAUGUCGUAAGUAAGUAUUUGCCACAAGAGGUUUCUCCAGAAUUUAAGUGGGAUCAGCUACUAUAGGAUCACUUCUGCUACAUGUGUGUCUUUUUGGAGUCCAUUAUGUCUGCAGUUUUUGGAACAACCUGUGCCUGAUGGAACUUGAGACUUGUCAAAGAGACAAGACUUCAAUUUUAAAAGUGAUUUAUUACAACAUUUAUGUCCUUAUCUUCCCUCUUGGCUAAAGACAGCUAUAAAAAAGCCUGGCAGGCUGUACAUGCUGGAAAAUUUUUACUACCCUUCAGUACAAACACUGGAAAGAGAAAACAUUGUUUCACUAGAGUAAGAGGAUAAAAAGAGUAAAUAAACCAAAUUGUUUGAAUAACUUGUGAUUUUCCUA
Eublepharis macularius is the source of this 2323-nucleotide messenger RNA. It is a transcript of the gene ZFAND2A, whose product is annotated as zinc finger AN1-type containing 2A. The record is from RefSeq and is a predicted model, not a curated record. NCBI's taxonomy places the organism in Eukaryota, Metazoa, Chordata, Lepidosauria, Squamata, Eublepharidae. Gene Ontology annotation, molecular function: zinc ion binding. Gene Ontology annotation, cellular component: endoplasmic reticulum; cytoplasm. The transcript is spliced from 7 exons. Gene Ontology annotation, biological process: proteasome-mediated ubiquitin-dependent protein catabolic process; protein targeting to ER. Bases 276 to 782 code for a protein of 168 amino acids.